UUUGAAAAGGAGUGGUUGUAUUUGAAAAACAACAGCAGAAACAUGUUUUAAGAGGUCCAUUUAGUCUGUUUUAUAUGCCCUAUAAUUUUCCUAUAAGGGGAAAUUGGUCCGGGUUCAAACAUGAUUUAAAAACAUUUAUAUUGUCUUAGUGGCUUUUAAUGGAGGAUUUAUUGCACAACAAAAUGUUCACUCAUUUACUUUUAAAAAACAGACAUUUAAUUAAAAUAAACUGUGAGAAACUGAUGUCAUGCCCUUUGGCCACUGGAGUCUGUCUGGCCUGGCAUGAAACGGUUUAGCAAAACAUUUGGACAGUUUCUCAGAUUCCAAGUAAAGAAUCCAAGUAGCCUAGUAGUUCUUGAGUUCGAUCCAAAACAUUUUUUAUGAGACACUCCCAAAAUAAACGAUUAUAGCUAGUCUCUCAUGAGAUAUUUAUAUAUAAUAAUGAAAAGAAAAGAAAAUACACAAAUAGCUUCCAUGUUUCCACUUUAAAACGCUGUACAACAAGCGAUUCUUUCCAGAAACUUUACUUGGUUCGGACAUUAGCCAAUCGGUUCAACCGAUUCAGUGAAAAGAUUCAAAUGAACGACUGGCUCACAAAUCGUUCGGACGUCGCUUAUUCACUAGUGCCUGUAGGUUUUGGAAGUGAACAUUUGACGAUAGAAACAGACAGAUGUUCAUCAUGGGGAUUCAAAUAAUCUUGCUUUUAGUUGUAAUUGCACACACGGGCACUGGCAACAAUAACGCUUCUGGCUGCAUUCCGUGUCUAAGCUACUCUGACUCUAACUCAACAACGAAUAACAGUACCGAUUCUGACUGCUGUCUGGAUGAAACUCAAGAUCCUGGCUGCUGUCCGGAUGAAAUUAAUGCUGUGUUAGAAGCCAUGUUCCCAAUGCCUGAUUUAAAGCGUUCUGAAUGCAUUCCUCGUGCUUGCUACUAUGACCCGAACUCUCCAACAACGUAUAACAAUUCUGACUGCUGUCCGGGUAAAAUUUUAUACAUGAUGGAACCCGAUUCAAAAUAUUAUCCAAACAGUUCUGACUGCGGUCCGUGUCCUCCUAGCUACUAUGACUAUUACUCUCCAACAAUGAAUAACGAUUUUGACUGCUAUAUGUGUUAUAAUACGAGGCAAGAGCUUGUCAAGGUCAUUCCAGAUUCUGACUGCUGUCUGGAUGAAACUGGACCUAUGUUCCCAAUGCCUAAUUUAAAGAGUUCUUUGUGCAUUCCUCGUGCUUGCUACAAUGACCGUAUCUCUCUAACAACGUAUAACAAUUACACAAUUCUCCAAGGAUUUUCCGUGAUGUGGAACAUCUCCACCGAAUCUGCUGACUUCCUCAAAGGCGUGAUAGUCACACGCGUCAUGCCCUCGUUCUACAUCUUCGUCAUCCUCAUUAGUUUGCCCCUGAACGCUGUGGCCUUGGUGACGUUCACCUGUAGGAUUAAAGCCAAGAAACCCGCUGUGAUCUACAUGUCUCACCUGGCGUGUGUGGACCUGUUCUUCACCCUGUUGCUGCCUCUGAAGAUCCACUACCAGCUGAACGCUUCAGAUUGGGUGUUCGGGGAGGUGGCGUGUCGUGUGCUCAGUGCUGCGUACUACUGCUACAUGUACUGCUCCAUACUUCUGAUGAUGUGCAUAAGUGUGGACAGACUGCUGGCUGUGGCGCUUCCCAUCACCUCUCAAACCUGGAGGAGCACAAGGAAAGCCACGUGUGUGUGUGUGCUGGUCUGGCUGCUGGCGCUCGCUGGUACGGUGCCACUUCUCUCAAUGAGACAAACGCUCAAGGUCGAGGGUGUGGGCGUCACUUGUCAUGAUGUACUGCGCCAAAACGACCCUUCAAGGCUGUCUUAUGUGUAUCUCUUCUCCAUUCUCUCUUGCCUCUACUUCUUCUUGCCACUGGUUGUCACCUUAGUGAGCUACUGUACUAUCAUAUAUGUACUCCGUGCGAAGUCUGAACACUUAGCAUCAUCAUCAUCACCUUCAGGCGUUCGAAGGAAAGCUGUGAUUAUGGCUAUUACUGUGCUGAUUGAGUUCGUGUUGUGUUUUGCUGCAACCAAUGGCCUCCUGUUGUACCACUAUGUUCGUUUAGCUACAAGAAGACACAUCGGCGAGGGAGAUUCAUCAUAUGUUGUUUACCUGUUGGCUGUGUGUUUGGGGAGCACAAGUGUUGUUCUGGACCCUCUUCUCUACUAUUACGGCUCGUCUCAGUCCAGACAGCAAAUGAGAUCUGUGUUUUGGUGCAGAAAGGCAAAAAAAGUGAAAACCGUAAACAUAUGAAAUCUCUCACUAGCAGCACAAUAGAAGAACGUCUCUUGAAGAUU
Molecule: messenger RNA, 2316 nt
Organism: Pimephales promelas (fathead minnow)
Lineage: Eukaryota; Metazoa; Chordata; Actinopteri; Cypriniformes; Leuciscidae
Source: RefSeq, a predicted model, not a curated record